AAAAAACCAGCCAUCUGACGGCGUGAAAUUAAUUCGCUUCCCGAAGUGUCAGCUCGAGACCAAAUUCAAAUUCCGUUUAUAUAACGAGUUUUUCUGUUAACCGCCCAUCACAGUCCGCUUCUUUCUUUUUUUUUUCCUUUUUUUUUUCUUUUUAUUUUCUCUAAAAGUACGUAGGGGAUUCUAGGAUCCUUCAAAACUGCUACCUGAAAAUGGCACCACUUAUUUCAAUAACCUGCAGCUAAUUAGUAGAACGUACAGCAGCACUGAAACCGAAGGACAGCUUUUGAAUUCCUUUGUCCAGUAUUUUGGUGACAGCCUUGGGAGGAAGAUUAAAAGAAUGCCUUUAAUUGAAGAAACUGUUCUGCCUGGAGACUCUCUGCUUACUCUGCCUGUAGUAAUAAUAGGAAAUGGACCUUCAGGAAUUUGUCUUUCUUAUCUGCUCUCUGGAUACAGGCCAUAUUUGUCUCCUGAAGCUAUACACCCAAACCCCAUUCUACAUACGAAAUUAGAAGAAGCUCGACAUCUUUCUAUUGUUGAUCAAGAUCUGGAGUACCUGUCUGAAGGCCUCGAAGGACGCUCCUCAAACCCGGUUGCAGUACUUUUUGAUACGUUGCUUCAUCCCGAUGCUGACUUUGGGUAUGACUACCCACCUGUUCUGCACUGGAAGCUGGAACAACAUAAUUAUAUUCCCCAUAUAGUGCUUGGUAAAGGACCACCUGGUGGGGCUUGGCAUUCUAUGGAAGGCUCUAUGCUAACCAUCAGUUUUGGAGACUGGAUGGAAUUGCCUGGCCUCAGCUUUAAGGAAUGGGCAGCUAGCAAACGCAGAAAUAUAAAGAGUGAUCGAGUAAUGCCAGAGGAAAUAGCUUGUUAUUAUAAACACUAUGUUAAAGUCAUGGGCCUCCAAAAGAAUUUCAGAGACAAUGUUUACAUAACAUCAGUGUCCAGACUUUACCGAGGAAAGGAUGAUGAAGGUAGAAGUCAACGAAAUGAAGAUAUUUCAACACAGCAUUUGGAAAUGGAAGAUGGACAGAAAUCACUUAUUAAGAGAAACUGGGAAGUCAGAGGUUAUCAGCAAGCAACAGAUGGUUCUCAUGUGCCCUUCUGCCUCUUUGCUGAGAAUGUGGCUCUUGCCACAGGAACCUUUGAUUCUCCUGGCCGAUUACAAGUUGAAGGAGAAGACUUUCCUUUUGUCCUCCAUUCCAUGUCUGACUUCGGAGCUGCAAUCAGCAAAGGAAAGUUACGUGGGAAGGCAGACCCUGUGUUAAUUGUGGGUGCUGGACUUACAGCAGCUGAUGCAGUACUCUGUGCCUAUAACAACAACAUCCCAGUAAUCCAUGUGUUUCGUAGAAGAGUUACUGAUACAAGCCUAAUUUUCAAACAGUUACCUAAAAAACUUUACCCUGAAUACCAUAAGGUCUAUCAUAUGAUGUGUACUCAGUCCCAUACUGUGGACUCUACUCAACAUUCUGCUUACACUAGUUUCCCUGAACACAACGUACUUUCCUUCAAGCCUGAAAUGAAAUGUGUUCUUCAGAGUGCCUCUGGACUGAAGAAAAUUUUGAAGUUUUCUGUAGCCUUAGUUCUGAUAGGUUCUCACCCAAAUCUUUUCUUUUUAAAGGACCAAGGACAUAGCAUAGGUCGUCACUCUAAUCAGCCCAUCACAUGCAAGGGGAAUCCUAUAGAGAUUGAUCCAUAUACUUAUGAAUGCACUAAAGAAGCCAACCUCUUUGCUCUAGGUCCUCUGGUGGGAGACAACUUUGUACGGUUUUUAAAAGGAGGUGCACUGGGCAUUGCACGAUGCUUGGCAAUAAGACAAAAGAAGAAACAUGAAUUGAUUGAAAGUGGGGAUGGAGGAGGUGAUGGGGUACCAUAAAUGAGACAUUAGAAAUCACAUCCAGGAUUACAGAUGUAGUCUAACAGAACAGUCACUGGCAGCGAAAGUUGAUAGCAGUCACAUUUCUGUCGUGUACAAGUAACCUGCGCUUGUAUUGCUUGGUAAAGGAUGCUGAUACUACAAUACUUCACCCUUUCAAAAUAGAAAAACUUGAUCUGCUAUUUCAACUUAUUUCAACUGGAAUUACUUCCAGAUAAACAGAAAAUGAGACUAGACUAACUUAUAUUGACCUGCCUGUCAUCUCCUGCUCAGCUACAAGAGCAGAUUUCCUUGGGAAAAGCAAUGCCUACCAGAGUGGCUUUAUAUUUUAGUGUCCAAUGUGACAAAAGCACUCUUUACUAUGAAAUUAAAGUAACUUCUAAAAGCAGAAAGCUUGCUUAGUACAAGGUGAUUCUUGGUCCCAAAGCAAAUUUGGAGCCUUCUGCUCAAAACAAGGAUUCUAUUUAUUUGCUACAGUAAUACUUGGAAUGAGCACUUAGUAAAAUGGUUUCUAUUGUAAGAACGCUUUCUGUAAGCAAGUAUUCCUCAAUAGUUUUAAGUUAUCCUGAUAAUUGGAAUAAAAGAAUAAGCAUUCCCAUUUAAUCUUUAACAAUGAUUUGACACAAUCCAUUAAUGUUUCUUCACACUAUGCCUAGAGUUGGUGAGUGCACAAAGACUACCAUGACAUGUUCCCCUACAGUGAUAUGUACAUUUCUGAGAAUACGCAUUAACAUAAACAAUAAUAAAGUACUGAUGUAAGUGCUCUUAUUACAGUGUCAAUAUAGUGAAUAUCUAGUGUACUAUCAAGAGUUAAGUACAUGAGAAAACUAAAGAUUUUUUUGCUUCCUAGCUCAGGAAGACUGAAGGGGAUCACUUGGCUGAUGAAGGUGGGCUGGGUGAUAGAUAUUCUCAUCUCCUGUUUGACCAAGGAUUGUUUUUUUCUUUUUUUUUAUAAAGCAGCACAUAAUUGUGAAAUAUUUUAUCCUGCAGUUUUUGAAACUUAAAAAAAGGUCAUUAUCUCACAGCCAGC
Molecule: messenger RNA, 2903 nt
Organism: Neopelma chrysocephalum (saffron-crested tyrant-manakin)
Lineage: Eukaryota; Metazoa; Chordata; Aves; Passeriformes; Pipridae
Gene: OSGIN2
Product: oxidative stress induced growth inhibitor family member 2
Exons: 6
Coding region: 338-1873 (511 amino acids)
Source: RefSeq, a predicted model, not a curated record